This is a messenger RNA of Fomitopsis serialis, 303 nucleotides long. Its product is annotated as Yos1-like protein. NCBI's taxonomy places the organism in Eukaryota, Fungi, Basidiomycota, Agaricomycetes, Polyporales, Fomitopsidaceae. The coding region runs from base 1 to 303 and encodes 100 amino acids. The record is from RefSeq and is a predicted model, not a curated record. Gene Ontology annotation, cellular component: endoplasmic reticulum membrane; Golgi membrane; COPII-coated ER to Golgi transport vesicle. Gene Ontology annotation, biological process: endoplasmic reticulum to Golgi vesicle-mediated transport. The transcript is spliced from 3 exons.
AUGGCGCUGACGUUGGGAACGAUCCUUUAUGUGGUCAUCCUUCUCAUCAAUGCCAUGGCGGUUCUCAGCGAGGACCGCUUCCUCGCACGCAUUGGCUGGUCAUCCGUACCACCACCAACUGUAACAGCCGGCUUCUCACAAUCCUACGCGGCAUACGACCAGGCAGGCUAUGCAGCCCAGCAGGAUGUCGGGAUGAAAGCACGUCUCAUAAAUCUCAUUAGCGCAGUACGGACCUUGAUGCGAAUACCCUUGAUCGGGGUGAACCUCAUUAUCAUCAUAUACGAGCUGAUUCUCGGUCAUUGA